GCAUCUACUCAUUCUCUAUAGCACAAACAUAUCUCUUCUUUAAAAAAAUGCCUUUCAAACUUGCAAAAAAUUUCUCCAUAUGGUUGAUACUUGUCUUGUGUGCAUGUGCAUGCACAUCGGACGCGGCGUCCCGUGCCUACAACAUUCCGUCCGCAACUAAAAAGUUCGAGGAGUGGAUGACUAGACACGGGCGCGACUACAAAGAUGUCGCCGAGAAGGCGAAGCGUAUGAAGAUUUUCAUAGAAAACCUGCGGUUCGUUGAGGAGUUCAAUCGCGCAGCAAACCGGACUUACAAGGUCGGACUGAACAAAUUCUCGGAUUUAACCGACGAGGAAUUUGUGGCAACAUAUACUGGAUACAAAUCGCCAUCAUCAACACGCAGGAACUCCUCCCAAGUCCAUUCUUUUGAGUACCAAGGUUUGAACAACAUCCCGGAGAGCGUCGAUUGGGUCAAAAAAGGUGCUGUCAACCCUAUAAAGAACCAAGGCCGAUGUGGAUCUUGCUGGUCGUUCUCCGUUGUAGCGACGGUGGAAGCAAUCACACAGAUCACCUCUGGCGUGCUACUGAACCUGUCUGAGCAGCAACUCAUAGACUGCGCCACCGACGGCAACCAGGGCUGCCAAGGUGGCUGGAUGGACAACGGCUUCGAGUACAUCAUCAGCAACAAAGGCAUCAGCUCCACAUCGAACUAUCCAUACGUUGGGGUCGACGGAACCUGCGACGUGCAGGCCGAAUCUGUCGCCGAGGCCAAAAUAUCGGACUACCGGGACGUCCCCCCGAACGAGGAUGACAUGCUGAAGGCCGUGGCGAUGCAGCCGGUGUCAGUAGCGCUGGACUCGAGCGGGCCUGCGUUUAAGAAUUAUAAAGGCGGGGUCUUUACUGGCCCGUGCAAUAACAAUCUGGACCAUGCGGUGACGGUCGUCGGGUACGGGACGGACGACGGGGGGAUCGAGUACUGGUUAGUAAGGAACUCUUGGGACGUUUUGUGGGGCGAGAAUGGGUACAUGAGAAUUCAGAGGAACUCUGGGGUUGAAGGUGGCCUUUGUGGAAUUGCCUCGAAAGUUUCUUAUCCCGUUGCGUAAGUACUUAUCUACGAGAUUAUGGCUUCGAGCUCAUGUGUGUUAGUAGGCUAAAUUUGGUCGAUAUGAACCGAGUUUAGUCUAAGUGGAAAUAUUUCGGGCUAAUUACUAUAGUUAAUCUCGUGUAUUUACUGUUUCAAUUUCAGUUAGACCGUAUGCGACCUUUGCUGGGUAUUUUAUGCUGAAGUGUUUUGAGUGUUUAACGAUGAUGAGAAUAAAGAGGAUUUGAAGACGGUCCUUGAAUUUUA
Molecule: messenger RNA, 1327 nt
Organism: Syzygium oleosum
Lineage: Eukaryota; Viridiplantae; Streptophyta; Magnoliopsida; Myrtales; Myrtaceae
Product: zingipain-1-like
Exons: 2
Coding region: 48-1082 (344 amino acids)
Cellular component (GO): lysosome
Molecular function (GO): cysteine-type endopeptidase activity
Source: RefSeq, a predicted model, not a curated record